This is a messenger RNA of Durusdinium trenchii, 1719 nucleotides long. NCBI's taxonomy places the organism in Eukaryota, Dinophyceae, Suessiales, Symbiodiniaceae. The record is from the annotation of a GenBank genome assembly.
AUGGCAACACCACCGCCUCGGACGGCUGGGCGGCCGAGUUGGCCUCGCUUGUUUCGCGGCCUCAGCCUUGGCCUGGUGAUCUGUGCUGCGUUGCCUUGGAGCUUUGUCGGACCAUUCGGAAAUUCCUAUUGGGAUUGUCUUCAAAAGAAGGCCGAACAUUGGACUGAACAUUGGGCUUUGGUGGAAAUCUCCGAGGCGUCGUUCUCAACCCGUGAGAAUCCGGAAAGAAGACAGAAGGAGGCACAGCAGCUGCUGGAGGAUCUCGAUAUCCUGGACGUUGUCCGCUCCGCUGGUGUGGAGGCGGGCGCCGUACGGGGUCUGCAGGCGCUGCGAGCUGCGGUGCAGACAGCGGUGGAAGCAGCAAGGGAUGGUGAACUGCAGGAGGCUUUGGAGACGAUCCAGCGAUUGCAGGAUGCUUUUGAGGUGCCACUCCAUCUGACCGAUGACGGCCUUUCGAUCUACCUCAUGGUGCCGGAGUUAUGUGACGGCAAGGUGGAUGACGCCCCACUGGCUCGGCUUUUGCGGAAGCUUUUUCAAAAGCUGGGCAGUACCUAUGUGACGAAGCUGGGGCAGUUCAUCGCCUCGUCACCUACCUUAUUCCCGGCGGCCUAUGUCCGGGAGUUCCAGCAAUGCUUGGACCGGACAGAGCCCACCAGCUUCCGGGCCAUCCAGCGGACUGUGGAGAAGGAUUUGGGCCGUCCCAUCUCCGAGAUCUUCCAAUCUUUCGAGGAGGAGCCCUUGGCAUCGGCCUCAGUGGCGCAGGUGCACCAAGCCGUCCUGAAGACUGGAGAACGUGUGGCGGUGAAGGUACAGAAACCUGGAGUAGAUCGAGUGCUCAAGGCAGACUUGGGUUUUCUUUUCAUCGCUGCACGCACCUUAGAGUUUCUUAGUCCAGAGCUUGCUCGAAGUUCCCUGGUGGACAUCGUCUCUGAGAUUCGCACCUCCAUGCUGGAUGAGUUGGACUUCACCAAGGAGCUCGACAAUGUGGAGACCUUUCGACGCUUCUUGCGGCAGAAUGGUUUGGAGGACAUCGCAGCAGCUCCAAGAACCUUCCCAGAGGCUUCUUCUAGCAAGGUCCUGACGAUGGAGUUAUUCACGGGUGUCCCUCUCACCGAUCUUGAAGGUAUCAGCCAGAACAGCCGAAAUCCAGAGCAAACCCUGAUCAACGCCUUGAAUGUUUGGUCUAUGUCUGUCCGUGGGUGCGAGAUCUUCCAUGCGGAUGUCCAUGCUGGAAACCUCCUGGUCUUGCAAGAUGGUCGUGUGGGCUUUAUCGACUUUGGCAUCGUUGGUCGCAUCCCACCAGAGAUUUGGUCUGCAGUAGAGGGCCUAGUGGUGGCCUUCGCCCGCAACGACGCCACUGGUAUGGCACGGAAUUUAAUUGCCAUGGGAGCCACUGAAGCGACAGUGGAUGAGGUCUCCUUGGCUCAAGACGUGGCCUCUGUCCUGGGACGCAUCGCUGGUUUGGAACCGGAGGUGGUGCUUCGAGGCAAAGGUGAUGGCCGUGUCGUGGCCGAAGUGGCGUUGGACAAUGACCAGGUCACAGAGCUACUGCUGGAGGUGGUCCGCGUGGCUGACUCCAACGGUCUGAAGCUGCCCAGGGAGUUUGCCCUGCUGGUGAAACAGGCCCUCUACUUUGAUCGCUACACCAAGUUGUUAGCACCAGAUUUGGAUCCUCUACGGGAUGAGCGUGUCUCACUUGGCAAUGUCAUUGACGUAUGA